AUGAUUUAUUACAUAUUCUGGCCUAAUCAUCUUUAUCUGAAGGGUUUACUACAUGAUAACAAAGAACUAUAUGCAAUCUCGGUAAGGUUAGAAAGUGGUAAUUAUUUGGUUUUAGAUGUGAUCUCAGGAGCUACCUUCAGGAAACCUGGGUUUACUGGGUCAAUUUUACCUCCAUAUUAUUGUGUCGCAAGGUGUUUUGGUAAUGAAUGGCUUUUGGUGGAUGAGAAAACUUGGGUAAUUAAAUAUGAAGCGCCUAAUUUGAAACUUAUGCAAUUUUUAUCUUUAGAACCAAUAUUGUUGACAUUGCCAGAAAGGCAGGAAAACUGUAAGCCAUCAUCAGGGGGCAUUCAAAAAUUAUUGGACUAUAAAAAGUAUCAAGUGGAUAAGGCCAGGUUAAAAAGCGAUAUUGAUCAAAUCAAUCUUUAUUAUAAAUAUUUAUCAGAUUUCAAAAGAAAAUUUUGUCAAUUGUCUUUUUGUCGAGAUGAAAGUAAAACUAUUGUGAUUUCCAGAUUUAUAGAUUUGUUGAUGGAAACUCGUAUAUAUGUUUACUGUUUUAAAAUGUAUCUCAUCAUGUCAAUGUUUAUUUGUUUUGUUGCAAGUCAAGUAUCCAAAUUACUAAAUGGUUUUAUGUCCUUUUUCUUGAAAAUAUCUGUAACCAUAAGGCAAAUAGACCUUCGGUGUCAGCAAAUAUGUUAUUUUCCUGUGCAAUUUUUAAGGAUUAAUCAAAAAAAAGUUCUAACUGAAUCGUUGCCAAAAGUUGAAACUUUCAAUAAUGAUAAUGAACUACAACUACCAUGUCAGUUUUAUCCAGACUAUAUUCGUUUUUAUAAUACCAUUUGGUUGAUAAUUAACGAUAUUUCCUUUGGAUUAAUAUUAGGGGCUUUAAUGUUUGAAAAUCAAGAUUAUUUAGUUAAUUGUCUUCAUGGGAAAAUACGAUACUGUCUCUAUGAUUUUGUUAAAAAGGUGACUAUUGGUCUUGCAGAUAAUCCAUUUGGUAUAAAAUUAAAUGCCGAGCUAACACAUUUCUUAAGUGAAUUGUUUCUUUGGAUUAUUGAUUUCUCAUACUUACAUAUAAUAGAACCUUUGACUGAGGUAGAAACUUUAAGAAAGUUAAUUAACUGGAACAGUAAUGUUAUGUCCUUUGUUGGUGCUACUUUUGGACUAUCAUUAGUUGUUGACUUUUUGUCGCUGUGCGGUUUUCAUAUAUUUUUAUUUUAUCAUAUCAUUAAUAAAUUAUAUGCAUGGCAAUUAAAUGCAAUGACUAACUUAUAUUAUUUGUUUAGAGGGAAAAAGAAGAACAAAUUACGUAAUAGAAUAGAUUUUAAUCAUUUUGAAUUAGAUCAAUUACUGAUGGGGAUGUUACUUUUCAUUAUCAUGGUCUAUUUAACCCCAACAAUUCUUGCUUUUUAUGUUAGUUAUACUGGUUUGAGAAUUUUACUGAUAUAUGCAGAGAUUAGUUUUGAAGCAGUAAUAACUUUGAUUAACCACUUUCCUCUUUUUGCUUUAUUACUACGUAUGAAGGACCCAAAGAGGUUACCUGGUGGUAUAUCCUUUGACCUAAAAUUGACUACAAAUGGGUCUUAUUUAUUUUUAAGGAAUAAUCCAUUAAAAAUGGGAAUGUUAUUUAAACCAUUUACUAUGGUUUUGAAUCGAAUCUUAGAUAAUUACUGUUCUAUUCAUACGUUGAUUAAUAUAAUUAAAGGCAGACCGAUUAUAAUGGAUAGGCACAAGUUAUAUCAGGUUUUGUAUUCUUCUUUACCUAAAGAACCAGUAAAUAUUAAUGAGACAUUUAAACAAAUAUUUGAUACAAUACCAGUAUGA
Arxiozyma heterogenica is the source of this 1821-nucleotide messenger RNA. RefSeq names its product phosphatidylinositol N-acetylglucosaminyltransferase (gene GPI1). NCBI's taxonomy places the organism in Eukaryota, Fungi, Ascomycota, Saccharomycetes, Saccharomycetales, Saccharomycetaceae. The record is from RefSeq and is a predicted model, not a curated record. Gene Ontology annotation, cellular component: endoplasmic reticulum; membrane. The coding region runs from base 1 to 1821 and encodes 606 amino acids. The transcript has a single exon. Gene Ontology annotation, biological process: GPI anchor biosynthetic process.